CGUCGACAUUCCCUUCGCUACCUCUUUAAAGCACCUCUCCCUCCCCUCUGCCCCCGAAAAAGAAAGGGGGAGGGAGGCGACAAAACGCUCUUGCUUCCCUACCUCUCUCGAGUCCCUUCUUCUUGCCUUUCGGGAGGGGCCCAAGCCGAAGAAGCGAGGGGGAACUAGAGUAGCGGAACCCCGCGAGUGGGGGACUAUUAUUAUUUCUUCACCAACCUGGCCAGCGAACACGUCCUACUGUUAGAGUCUUGCCCACCCUUCCUAUCGCUGCUACUUUUUGCCUCUCCCUGUCUUUUUUUUUCUUCUUACCUCCCGAUAUGGCGAAAAAUAUGGAGGACGCCGAGUUCUGGCUUCCGUCCGAGUUCCUCUGCGACGAUUUCUUCCUCGAAGGAGACGAGACCACUGAGCCGGAAGCAGAGGUUGCUGGGGCAUCCUUCUCCUCUCAGCUUUUCUCCGGCUCCGACUCGAAUCCGAGCUCUACGGUGGAGUCUCUGACCGGGACGGAGAGCGAGGAGGAGAGCUACAUGGCCUGUCGGACCCAAAAGAUGGCUCGCUCCUUUUUCCAGGACGACGAGGGAUCCCCUCUUUUGCCCGGUGACAAGGUAAAGAUGACACGAGACGUUAUGGCUGGCUCGCCACAGUGUACUCUGAGCCCCUGGUCGGCAUCCGGGAAAGGGAAUCCCAGUGGCCCAUCUAUGGUCUCCUCCCCUCCGUCGACUCCGCUAGAGCAGUACAAGGAUGACGCCUGGGAUCUGCUCUACGAUCCGGCGUGGCAGGUGAGGCGGCUGAGGCUCAACGACCCCAGCAACAAGCAGCACGACUUGCAGGGCCGCGGGCUCUUGAGGAAGCCUCCUGCUCCGAUUUCCGCCGCUUCCGACAACCACAGCACCGGCUACCACGACACGCUUCUCACCCAACAGCAGUUACAGGCGGCUCAAUUUCGUCAUCUGAGGCAGCAGCAGUUAGUGAAGGAGAGGGAGAGCAGAGCGAGGGGCGGCAGCUGCGUCGGGGGUUAUGGAGAGGAAAAGCGGUACGGCCGGCCUCUUGGCUUGCCGCCUUCGGCAUGGCCACCUCUUCAGAAGCCUCAGCGGCAACCCCGACCCGGUUCGGGGAUGAGGGCGGUUUUUCUGACCGGCGCUGGCGUUAGAAAGGAGUCAACCGGCACGGGAGUUUUCUUGCCCCGGAGAGUCGGCGCUCCAACCGAGUCGAGCGAGAAGCCAGGUAUACAUGCACUCGCUUGCUGGACCGUACUUCUUCCGGCACGAGUGGUUCAGGCUCUUAACUUGAAUCCGGAGGAAUCGGGGGCCCGGCAAGGUUAUCCGGCUGGCUUUGUUCUCGAUCAUGAUGUGCUUUUGGACCGAGCCAACACCGCCUUUUCCCAGCAGAAGCGCAGCCACUUCCGUCCCCAGCACCCGGUCGUUGCGAGCGAUGACAUACGUCUCCCACCGGAAUGGACGUACUAACCCUCUCCACUUCUAACCUCUUGCCUACUGAUGGUAGUCUUGGAGUAGGCAUCGGUACCAAGUAGACGAAAAGUUAAAAAGGAGCAGCAUCGAGUGUUGCUUUUAGUAGCCUAGGAAGGAAUACUAUUGUUGGAUUUGGGGAUGGAGGAAGUGCACGGAAGACUGAGGUCUCAAGUAGUUUGCCUCCGUGUAGGGAAUGGAAGGAGGGACAGUAGUGGAGGAAGAAAUAAGCCAUGUUUUGAUGUUCUGGAGAAGAAUUAGGACUGGGGUGCUUAUCCAAUAAGACACUUUUCUGGUGUUCAUUUCGGGACUCCACCACCUGACCUGCUUCUCUCUUUUGCAGCCUUUUUUGACUUGCAAAAAGCACGGACACUUGAGCUUGAGGAGGAAUAAGCAAAACGUCUUAUUUGUUCUAGUUUCUCGCUUUUGUAUUUUUGGUAUGAGGAUGGAAGUUAGGAAGGCCAUAUACAAUUGUGUAAUUGUCUGCUGUAUGUUCUAUCAAUCCAUAUCUUAUGGAAAGAAGGGUUUAAUAUAUCAUCCUUAGAAGAGAAAAAGAAAAAAAAAAGGAAAAAUGACCUUGUCUUCUUGU
This is a messenger RNA of Phoenix dactylifera (date palm), 2052 nucleotides long. RefSeq lists its product as uncharacterized. Lineage: Eukaryota; Viridiplantae; Streptophyta; Magnoliopsida; Arecales; Arecaceae. The record is from RefSeq and is a predicted model, not a curated record.